AUGAGGCUGCUUCAGCUUGCUCUCUUCGCGGCGUCUGCCAUCGGCGCCGCGACGGAGACCAAGAACGAACCGACGACAUUUGAAGGUGUAUCUGUUCCCCCAUUGCCCGAGUUUGCGCCGGCGACAUGGGGCACCGACGUCAACAAGACCAAGUUCACCGUUGUCAAGCAUUACAGCCCCUAUUGCCACCACUGCAUAGCUUUUGCGCCGGUAUUCCAGACCACUUACGAAUUCUACCAUACCCUGAAAUCUGGGGCCAAUAGCGACGACAAGAGCACCGUUGGCGAGCACCAUGGUCUGCAGUUCGCCGCCAUGAACUGCGUUGCCCACAGCGACUUUUGCUCUGAGCACGAGGUCAAUGCAUGGCCCCAGACUACACUUUUCAAAGAUGGGCAGAAAGUCAAGUCUCUGACUGGCCAACGAACUAUCGCCGAGAUUAGCGAAAUGAUUGAAAAGGCGCUCGAGGAGGACAAGCCCGGCUCCCGCCCGAAGGAACUUGCGCUGCCCGAAGCCGGUGCGACGGAAGCCCCCAAACCUGUCAAGAAGAUCCCGGCUGUUGCAAAGCCCGUGAAGAAGAUACCCGACAAUUACAACCUUGAUGGAGUCUCUGUGUCACUUACGGCUGAGUCGUUCCAGAAGCACGUUACUCUCUCCCAUGACCCGUGGUUUAUCAAGUUCUAUGCGCCUUGGUGCUCUCACUGCCAGGCCUUGAAGCCAACCUGGGAGCAGCUUGCCAAGUCCAUGCGCGGAAAGCUCAACAUUGGUGAAGUCAACUGCGACAAGGAGAAGCGCUUAUGCAAGGAUGUCCACGCAAAGGCGUUCCCUACGAUCCUCUUUUUCAAGGGAGGCGAGCGAGUCGAAUACAAUGGCCUUCGUGGCAUCGGCGAUUUCACCAAGUAUGCCGACAGCGCCAUUGAUCUCGCAAGUGGCGUACCCGACAUCGACGCUGCAGGCUUCGAAGAACUGGAGAAAACUGAAGAGGUGAUCUUUGUCUACUUCUACGAUCAUGCCGCUACUUCUGAAGAUUUUGCCGCUCUCGAGAGAAUCCCCCUGAGCCUCAUCGGCCACGCCAAGCUCGUCAAGACGAACGACCCUGAGCUCUACAAGCGCUUCAAGAUCACCACCUGGCCGAGAUUGAUCGUCUCUCGCGAGGGGCGCCCGACCUACUACACGCCUUUCACCCCCAACGAAAUGCGCGAUGUCCGUCGCAUCCUGGACUGGAUGAAGUCGGUCUGGCUUCCUCUCGUCCCCGAACUGACAGCCACCAACGCCCGCCAGAUCAUGGAGAACAAGCUCGUCGUCCUCGGCAUUCUGGAGAGAAAGGACGGCGACCCGGAGACCAUCCAGAGCUCGUUGCGCGAGAUGAAGAGCGCCGCGAACGAGUGGAUGGACCGCCAGAUUCAGGAGUUCCAGCUAGAGCGCAAAAAGUUGCGGGACGCCAAGCAGAUGCGUAUUGAGGAGGCCGAGGACCGCAACGACGAGCGGGCCCUGCGCAGCGCCAAAUCCAUCCGCAUCAACAUGGACAGCUCGAACCGCAAGGAGGUGGCUUUUGCCUGGGUGGAUGGCAUCUUCUGGCAGCGCUGGCUACGCACCACGUACGGCAUCGACAUCAAGGACAAGGACGGCGAGCGCAUCAUCAUCAACGACGAGGCCCGCCGCAAGUACUGGGACACCACCGCCACCGGCAACCACAUCCUCGUCAGCCGCACCUCCAUCAUGGAGACGCUCGACAAGAUCGUCUACGGCCCCCAGGUCAUCAAGCCCAAGCUGACCGUCUCCUUCAUCGAAAAAGUCUUCUUCGACCUCCGCGUCACCCUCCGCGACCACCCCAUCCUCUCCCUCCUCAGCGUCUGCGGCUUCGCCUACGCCGCUCUCACGUGGCUCCGCACCCGCAAGGGCCGUCGUGGCGGCGGCCACUUUCGCCUGGAUGACUCCAUGGGCAGCGGCAUGCGCGAGUUCAAGGACGGCAUCCUCGGCGGCGGGGGGAACACCAAGGCUGACUAA
Molecule: messenger RNA, 2004 nt
Organism: Cordyceps fumosorosea ARSEF 2679
Lineage: Eukaryota; Fungi; Ascomycota; Sordariomycetes; Hypocreales; Cordycipitaceae
Product: Thioredoxin-like fold protein
Exons: 2
Coding region: 1-2004 (667 amino acids)
Cellular component (GO): endoplasmic reticulum
Molecular function (GO): protein disulfide isomerase activity
Source: RefSeq, a predicted model, not a curated record